AUGGCACUCAACCUUGUUUAUCUUCUAUGGCUCUUUAUUCUAAUUAGUACCAGUACAUUGGCAUUGAAAAAUUUCUCAAAAGAUAUUUCUCCAAAUAUUUCUGCCAAUGUUUUUGAUGUUACUUCAUUGAAUAGAAGUAGUUUUCCAAAUGACUUCAUCUUUGGAACAUCAACCUCUGCAUAUCAGUAUGAAGGUGGUGUAAAGGAAGGUGGCAAGGGAACAAGUAUAUGGGAUACCUUCACUAAAAAAUAUUCAGAAAAAAUAGUCGACAGAAAUACUGGAGAAGUCUCUGUUGAUGGAUAUCAUCGGUACAAGGAAGAUGUUGGAAUCAUGAAGUAUAUGAGUUUAGAUGCAUACAGAUUAUCCAUCUCAUGGUCUAGAAUACUACCAAAUGGAAGAAUAAGUGGAGGUAUAAAUCAGGAAGGAAUCACAUAUUACAACAACUUAAUCAAUGAGCUAUUAGCUAAUGGUAUAGAAGUAUUUGUAACCCUUUUCCAUUGGGAUCUACCACAAGCUUUGGAAGAUGAGUAUGGUGGUUUCUUAAGUCCUCUCAUUGUAUUUGAUUUUCUGAAUUACGCGGAGCUUUGCUUCAAGGAAUUUGGAGAUAGAGUGAAGCAUUGGAUUACCAUAAAUGAACCAUCAACUUACACAAUAGCUGGAUAUGCUAUAGGGAUGUUUCCACCUGGUAGAUGCUCUGAUUGGCAAAAUCUCAAUUGCACCGGCGGCGAUUCAGCGACAGAGCCCUAUUUAGUUGCACAUCACCUACUCCUUGCUCAUGCAGCAGCUGUUCAAGUCUACAAGACAAAAUAUCAGGUACCGUUGUUACUUAAAAGCCAAAGCACAUAUCAAAGGGGUUGUAUUGGAAUAGCCUUACAGUCCUACUGGUUUGUGCCAUUUUCAAAUAGCAAAUCCGAUGAAAGAGCUGCAGAACGAUCAAUUGAAUUCAUGUUUGGAUGGUUUAUGACACCAUUAACAACAGGAGGCUAUCCACAAACUAUGCGAUCCUUGGUUGGACAGCGAUUGCCAAAGUUCUCUGAAGAGCAAGCCAAACUAGUUAGGGGCUCUUUUGAUUUUAUUGGAUUAAACUACUACACAUCUAGAUAUGCGGCAAAUGUACCUCAUUUAAACAAAACUAUACCCUGUUAUCUCACAGAUUCUCUAGCCAAUGUUACUGUUGAGCGUAACGGAGUACCCAUUGGUCCAAAGGGUGCUUCAGACUGGUUUUAUAUUUACCCAAUGGGAUUUAAGAAACUAUUGGUCUACAUCAAGGAAAAGUACAAUAAUCCUUUGAUUUAUGUAGCCGAAAAUGGUAUAGAUGAGAAUAAUGACCCAACAUUGUCAUUAGAUGAAGCACUUAAGGAUAUUCACAGAAUUAAAUACCAUCAUGACCAUCUGUCAUAUCUCCGAUCAGCAAUUAGGUUCGGCGUAAACGUAAAAGGAUAUUUUGCAUGGUCUUUAUUGGACAAUUUUGAAUGGACAGAAGGCUACACAGUGAGGUUUGGAAUGAACUUUGUAGAUUACAACAAUAAGUUGAAAAGAUAUCAAAAGCUCUCAGCACAAUGGUUCAAGAGUUUUCUUGAGAGGGCUUAG
Vicia faba (fava bean) is the source of this 1590-nucleotide messenger RNA. The record is from the annotation of a GenBank genome assembly. Lineage: Eukaryota; Viridiplantae; Streptophyta; Magnoliopsida; Fabales; Fabaceae.